AUAUACGAAAUUGUAUUUUUAUCUCUGCUUUAAUGGGGAUGUUAUAGGAUAUUUUAGACAUUUUACAUAUAUAUAUACAAGUCUAUGACUUGGCCAACCUUUGACUCGGUUGGUUGAAAUCAUCGGGUCUUGGCCUGACUGUGCUCAAUCGAGGUUUCCGGCCGGCCUUUGAUGUCUUCAGGUCGACAAUAUUUGACUCGAUCGGCUUGGCUUUGUAGGUUGGCUAUUCUAGUCUGGAUACUAACUAUUGAUUACUGGAUAAGACUAUCGGGUUGAAGGCGAAUCACUGUAAUAUGAUAGAUAGCUCUUUCCUUGAUGGGUAAAUUAAUCUUCUAGGAUAUUCAUGGGUUAUAUAUGUUAUUGCCAAUUCUUAGCCCCUGAUGAGAAAUCUUAGAGCAGUCCAUGAGAUUUCUAGCGAUAUUGAACUAUUCUCUUGAGUCUGGUUGUGGCGAUAAGCAGAUUGAUGCCUUUGCUCGGCUUGAUUAGCCAUUGUCCUUGAUUUGGAUGGCCAACACCUAGUUAGCCUCCAACCCUGAUAUAGGGUGUUACAUCUGGUCAAAUUACAAUACAAUAUUAUAAUCUUGAUCAGCCCAUAUAUGUAAGCGCUUAUCUCUUCUCAAUUGAAUGAAGUAACAAAGCCAAACUCUUGAGGGCGAGGAGAAUAAAGAGUGACACAAAAAAAAAACAAACCAAACAAAGAUGGGAAGAGAGUCUCAAAUUUCUGAUAAGCUGAAAAUUCUCACAGCCGUAUUUUUGCUCCAUCUGUGCUACGCAAGUACUCACAUAGUGUCAAGAGUGGCUCUAAAUAUAGGCAUAAGCAAACUGCUGCUCCUCGUCUACAGAAACAUCAUUGCUGUACUCUUGCUUGCUCCAUUCGCCUAUUUUCUGGAGAAGAAGGACAGGCCGCCACUCACCUUCUCUAUCCUGACUGAGAUAUUUCUUCUCGCGCUUUGUGGAAUUGCAGCUAACCAAGGAUGUUACAUACUGGGCUUGUACUACUUGUCUCCAACCUAUGUAUCAGCAAUACAGAAUUCAACACCUGCCAUCACUUUCGUAAUUGCCGCAGCCUUAAGGGUUGAGAAGCUGAAUAUUAAGGAGAGAUAUGGAAUAGCGAAGGUGUUGGGAACUGUGGUUUGUAUUGGUGGAGCGACAAUCAUAACGCUGUAUAAGGGUCCUCCUCUUCUUCAAGAACAGUCACAUGACCUCACUAAUGUCUACUCCGGCAGGAUAGUGAACUGGACUUUAGGCUGCUGCUAUAUUCUGCUCAACUGCACUGCUUGGUCCGCCUGGAUGGUCUUCCAGGUACCAGUUCUGAGGCAUUACCCGGCAAGGCUCUCGGUGACAACGCUCACAUGCCUUUUUGGAGUGAUACAGUUUAUGAUAGUAGCAGCAUUCAGUGAGAGGGACGUAGAGAGGUGGAAGAUACAUUCAGGACAAGAGCUCCUCUCUGUUCUUUAUGCCGGGCUGGUGGGUUCAGGGAUCACCUUUUCACUUCAGACUUGGUGCAUUGAUAGAGCAGGCCCAUUAUUCGUUGCCGUCUUCCAACCUUCACAAACUGUAUUAGUCGCCCUUCUCUCAGCCAUUAUCCUCGGAGAUCGACUCUACUCUGGAGGGCUUAUAGGAUUCAUCCUAAUAAUGGCGGGGCUUUAUACUGUACUGUGGGGGAAGAACGAGGAGGUUAAAGCUGGAAGAUUGGAGUCGGAGGAGCUCACUGACAGCCUGCUUGAGUAACAAUAAGUCACUCAGAAAACCAAAACCAGCAACAUAUUUUUUCUGACAUUUUGAGAUAAUAAUAUUUUGAUAUUUUAAUUUAAGCACCCCAUUAUUGUACUUUGUUAUACAUUGCUUCAUGUUUUAAAAAUGAUGUAAAGUUGUUGGUGGUCCGUAGAAGAACAAGUUAAGUUUGG
Messenger RNA from Phalaenopsis equestris, 1907 nucleotides. Its product is annotated as auxin-induced protein 5NG4-like. The record is from RefSeq and is a predicted model, not a curated record. The transcript has 7 exons. NCBI's taxonomy places the organism in Eukaryota, Viridiplantae, Streptophyta, Magnoliopsida, Asparagales, Orchidaceae. Gene Ontology annotation, molecular function: transmembrane transporter activity. Gene Ontology annotation, cellular component: plasma membrane. The coding region runs from base 700 to 1731 and encodes 343 amino acids.